UUAACCAAGACUUCCCUCUUCAGUCUUAAUACCAUGAAAGUAUUUUUUUUCUCCUUGUACAUGUUUAAGGUCUGAGUACCAAAAAUAGCUUUGACAUGGCUUCUAGUCUCAAAAUAACAUCCACUAUGAUGCUCAAACCUUGUUGCUUCUUCAUUCUUGUUGCAGUAUUGCUGUCAAGAAUCUGCUUGGCCAAAACACUAGUUUCAAACGCAACUAUAGAUCAAGAUGCCCUUGUUGCCUUCAAAGCCGCCAUCAUCUCAGACCCUUAUCAAAUCUUGAACAAAAACUGGUCUGAUGAUGCAUCUGUCUGCAGCUGGAUAGGCGUCUCUUGCAGCGUGGAUGAUCAGAGAGUGACGUCCCUCAAUGUCUCUGGCUUUGGCUUUGCAGGCCCCAUUGUUCCGAAUCUUGGCAACUUGACAUCCCUUGAGCUUUUAGCACUCACUGACAACAACUUCACAGGCUUCAUACCCCAAGAGCUGUCCAAUUUGCGGCGUUUGAGAGUUUUUGAAGCUGGAUACAACCUUCUCAGUGGGGAGAUUCCGUCAUGGCUGGGAACCUUGACGGAGCUAGAGUAUAUUCGUCUCAAUGGAAAUAACUUCUCUGGCAGCAUCCCACGGUCCAUAGGUAACAACACUAAGCUGGUGCUUCUGAACCUGGCCUACAAUUCUUUGGGUGGAGUUAUCCCACUAGAGAUUGCCAAUCUUUCUUCCUUGGAAAGGUUAGAUCUCAAAUACAAUGGCCAGAUUACAGAUUCUAUCCCGGAUGGAAUCUUCGACCUGUCUAGAAUCGAAGCGAUUGAUCUCACGGGUAACAGUCUGUCUGGCGAGCUCCCAAGCACCAUGUGUGACAAUGUGCCUCGACUACGAGGACUUCAUCUCUCUGCAAACCUGCUUAGUGGGAGCAUUCCUUCUGAUAUCCGCAACUGUAGCACCCUCCGUGAUUUGUCCUUGUCCUCUAACCAUUUUAAUGGAAGCAUACCAAGCUCAAUCGGAUUGUUAGCCAACCUCGAAACCUUGUAUCUAGGGAUAAACUCCUUCCAUAUUGGGGGGAUCCCACAAGGAAUACACAACCUCUCGCGAUUGCAGAUGCUCAGCCUACAAGGUGCAUCUCUAACAGGGCGGAUCCCGUCAUAUAUUUUCAACAUGUCUUCUCUCGAGGGGCUAGAUCUCUCAAACAACACUCUCUCCGGGGGACUUCCACUGACCCUGUGUGGUGGCACUACCAAACUUGAGCAGCUGUUUCUCGGCACCAAUCGGCUGAUUGGCCGAAUUUCAGACAGAAUAUGCAACUGCAGAAGUUUAUCUGUGAUUUCAUUGCGAUACAACAACUUCACAGACAAUAUACCUAAGUGUCUUGCAAAUCUUACUGCUCUGAAUUACCUAUAUCUAGGCAAGAACAACUUCACAGGUGAGCUACCAGCUGAGCUAGGUAGCCUUAAUUUGGUGCAUAUCUAUGUCAAUGAAAAUGGGUUAUCUGGCGCCAUCCCAAUCUCCAUCUUCAACAUAUCAUCAAUGCAGGAGAUGGAUUUUUCAGUGAAUCACUUCACUGGGCAGCUACCUUCAACAAUGGGGCUUUCACUUCCCAAUCUAAAAAAGCUUUAUCUGGGCUACAACAAACUGAGUGGACCAAUUCCAAGCUUUAUCACCAAUGCUUCUAGUCUCACUGUCCUGGUUAUGACCUCCAACUCUUUCACUGGCACAACACCCGAUUUUGGUAAUCUAAGACUCUUGCAACGCCUUCUUUUUGGGGGGAAUAAUCUAACGGGAACAUCUUUUUUGUCUUCUUUAUCAAAGUGCCAAUUCUUGCAUGAUGUAGAAUUUUCACUAAAUCAACUAAAUGGUAUGCUUCCUGCUUCAAUUGGCAACCUCUCUGCUAGUCUUCAGGUUUUUAGAGGGUUUGGGUGUGGAAUCAGAGGUUCCAUUCCUGCUGAAAUUGGCAACGUGACCAACUUACGUGACUUGUAUUUGGACAGCAAUGAGCUUACAGGAUCCAUACCAAGCACACUGGGAAAUCUGAGCCAGCUUAUACGUAUAUAUCUCGAGUAUAACAAGCUUGAAGGAUAUAUCCCCCCACAGCUUUGCCAGUUAAGCCGUUUGGGGGACUUGUAUGUGAGCCAUAACAUGCUCCAUGGGCAGAUCCCUUUGUGUAUUGGUGAAAUGAAAACUUUGAGAAGAUUAUACCUCGACUCAAAUAAGUUGGAAGGCAAUGUUCCGUCCAACUUAUGGCAGCUCAAUGAUCUAGUGGCCUUGAACUUGUCCACAAACAGUUUGAAUGGCUCUCUUCCAUCUGAGAUAGGAAAUUUGAAGGCUGUAACGGAUUUGGACUUGUCGUGGAAUUUGUUCUCAGGCAACGUCUCCAGCUCCAUUGACAAAGCAGAGUCAUUAGUUGUGCUGUCUCUGGCACAUAACAAGCUGCAAGGGCGUAUUCCUGAAUCCAUUGGUAAAUUGAGAGGUUUGGAAUCAUUAGAUCUCUCGUUUAAUACCUUUUCCGGUUCUAUACCUAAAUCACUCGAGGGCCUCACCUUCCUGAAGUACUUAAAUCUUUCUUACAACAGACUCCAAGGAGAGAUUCCUAAAGGUGGUUGUUUUGCUAACUUCACCGCUGAAUCGUUCUUAGAGAACUAUGGUUUGUGCAGUGAGACGCGUAUGCAGGAUCUACGUGUCCCUCAUUGUAGACAGAUGUCCAAAAGCGUGAACUCUUGGACCAGAUACAUCAAGUAUGUGAUACCUCCUUUCAUACUUGCCCUCAUUGUGGUGAUCUUUGUCGUUGUACUGAUUAGAAGACGAAGAUCAAGGGUGAAAGAGAAGACAGAAGAUGACCAUCCAUCACUUCAUGCAUGGAAGAGGAGCUCUUAUCUUGAGCUGCAACGGGCGACUGAUGGCUUCAGUGAGAGCAACAAACUAGGAAGUGGAGGUUUUGGGACAGUGUACAAAGGAACUCUUUCAUCUGGCCUAACUGUUGCAGUUAAAGUCUUCAAUUUGGAAUCUGAGAAAGUGGCCAAGAGCUUUGACACAGAGGUGGAAGUGUUGAGCUCGAUUCGCCAUAGGAACCUGAUCAAGAUCAUCGGAUGCUGCAGCAGUGAAGACUUCAAAGCUUUGCUCUAUGAGUACAUGCCUAAUGGCAGCCUCGAGAAAUGGCUGUAUUCGAGCGACUUCUUCUUGGACUUGCAAGGACGAGUGGGCGUGGCCGUGGAUGUGGCAUCUGCGUUGGAAUAUCUUCAUGUUGGGCUCACGUCCCCUAUUGUUCAUUGCGAUUUGAAGCCGAGCAAUGUGCUGCUGGACGAAGACAUGACAGCACGUGUGGGUGAUUUUGGUAUAGCCAAGUUGUUUGGAGAGGGAGAGCUGACAGCUCAAACCAGAACCUUAGCUACCGUUGGAUAUAUGUCUCCAGAAUAUGGAGGUGAAGGCAUCGUGUCGACAAGCGGGGACGUGUACAGCUUUGGCAUAAUGGUGCUGGAGCUGUGCACGAGUAAAAGGCCUACGGAUGAUAUGUUCGGUGGUGAAAUGAGCUUGAAGUCGUGGGUGAGCCUCGCGUUGCGCAGAAACGCGAUGAAUGAAGUCGUGGACGCGGCUUUGCUAGAAGGAGAGGACAAGGAUUUCUCGUUGAAGGAGGAAUGCUUGUCAUCUCUUUUGAGUUUGGCAAUGGAAUGCUUAGCCACUUCACCUUUUGAUAGAAUCACAAUGACUCAAGUUGUAGCGAAAUUGAACAAGACUAGAACUUUGUUUAUGGAUAAAACUAGGGCAUAAACUAGCAUAUAAAUAGUCAUCUAUGUAAUUUUAAAACAAAUGUUGUAAGUGUAUUUAAAUGUUACCAAUGUAUGUUGAUCGAUGGUAUGGUUUCAA
Messenger RNA from Salvia splendens (bonfire salvia), 3842 nucleotides. Its product is annotated as putative receptor-like protein kinase At3g47110. Gene Ontology annotation, biological process: protein phosphorylation. The record is from RefSeq and is a predicted model, not a curated record. Lineage: Eukaryota; Viridiplantae; Streptophyta; Magnoliopsida; Lamiales; Lamiaceae. Gene Ontology annotation, molecular function: protein binding; ATP binding; protein kinase activity. The coding region runs from base 96 to 3746 and encodes 1216 amino acids. The transcript is spliced from 4 exons.